AUGACCGCAUCCUCUGCCCGCACGGCUUUCCUCGGGGUUGACGUCGGCACCGGCAGCGCCCGGGCAGGUCUGUUCUCGACGUUCUCUCUGCGAACGCUCCCUCCCACGUCUUCGUUCGUCUCUAUAGGGGACAACUCGGAUUUGACGGUGUAUUUUGAUCCUCGAUGCCGAAUGGCCAUUUUUAGCGCGCAAUUCUUCUAACUAUUUCAUUCAAUUUCCCUUAUUUAACCGUUCUGUUAGCGUUAUCUUUAUUAGUACGUGUAUUUGGUUGCAAACUCGCUGUAUCCGACGAGGACUGCGAUAUUGCGUUAAAUUGGCUUGUAUAAUACCUCUUUGUUUGAAGUGCACACCUCUCACGGUUCGUUCUCAAAUAUCAACGUAUUUUCAUGGUGUAUUUGCUUGUAUAAUGUAGGCCUCUUCGACGAGAAAGGGAAGUUGCUCAGUACAGCAAGUAGUUCAAUUCAAAUAUGGAAAGAUGGUGACUGCAUCGAGGUAGAAGAGCCUUCAGAAUAAUGUGAAUUCACGGAUUCACGUUUUCUUCGGCCCUUUGUGUCUUACUCUGGAUAGCCCUGACUUUUCGUAAAAUUUCUUAUUUCUUUGUUUAAUCAGCAAUCAUCAACAGAUAUCUGGCACGCAGUCUGUGCAGCCGUCAAAGCGGCAUGCUCAUUGGCAGAAAUAAGUGCUGAGGAAGUGAUUGGGGUCGGAUUCACAGCGACUUGCUCUCUUGGUUGGUUAUCUUACUCCCAGCGUGGUUGAUGACCAUGCCUCUUUUCCAGUAAGGCAAUGUAAGAAAUGUUUGGCCUUGUCUUUUAGUUGCUGUGGAUGCAGAUGGUGCGCCUGUGACUGUUUCAUGGAGUGGUGAUGAAAGGAGAAAUAUCAUCGUAUGGAUGGACCAUAGAGCUGUUAAACAAGCUGAAAGAAUCAACUCCUUCAACUCCCCUGUAUUGCAGUACUGUGGAGGGGCUCUCUCCCCUGAAAUGCAAGCCCCGAAGGUACCUUAUUGUCUUGCAUCUAUUUAUGUUAAUGAGUUAGAAGAACAUUUUCAAUACAUAAAAUAAGACAGUGGAAUCGAGGAGAAGCAAAAAUGUGAUGGGUUUAAUGAAAAUUGAAGAGGGAUGAGCUUUGUAGAGUUGCUUUACAGGGUCUGUGGGUUUUGGGAAAUAUUGUUAGUGAAAUUUUUAACAUGCUAAAUUAAGAACUCUGGUGCAAGUUACCUUCUCUAAAUGUUGAUCAAAUCUUGGAAUGUAGGACAAUUAUCUUCAUUAAUUAUUGACCUGCUACCAUAUUUUCAUGGACAAGACAUUUGAAAUUUGUCAGUGUGUAAGUGUUACACUCUAGCCUCCGAUAUUUUACAGUAUUUGAUAAAAUAAUUCAAAUAUGAAGGUGUUUACGGAGAAUUUCGGCUUAUAAAAGACAAAAAAUUAGAAUCCUUCUCUUUAAUACUGUGAUAAUGCGCCUUGGGUGACCUAUGCUGGCGUUUUAUAUGAUAAAUGUGCUUUUUUUCCUAAUUGAAUGAAUCAAUCAGAUUGACUUGUUGAAAUGAUUAGGUUAUUUCGGAUGAUGCAAUGGUGACUGAUAUGUUUUUACUAAACUUCAUCAUUCAGCUUUUAUGGGUGAAAGAGAACUUGCAAGAAUCAUGGUCCAUGGCCUUUAGAUGGAUGGAUCUCAGCGACUGGCUGGCAUACAGGUUAAUGCUUUUGAGUUCUUUUAUGAAUAGUGGAUCCAUUUUUUUUUUAUUUUCUUGUUUCAUUCCAGAAGACAUGUUCAAACCAGAUGAGCUUACGAUAAUUGCUCUGAUUUUCUGAAGGGCAACUGGUGAUGAUACACGUAGUUUAUGUACAACAGUUUGCAAGUGGACAUAUCUUGGACAUGCGCAUAUGCAACAAGUUGAUGAGAAUAAUUCUCGAAAUAUGGAAGCAUUUGGAUGGGAUGAUGCCUUUUGGGAGGAAAUUGGCUUAGAAGAUCUCGUGGAAGGACAUCAUGCAAAAAUUGGUAAAGUUUUCUACUUCCCCCUUUGGGGUACAGUUAAUUACCUUUGUUUUCCAGUGAGUGGCGUAGUUUGUUUCAUAGACGGUGGAGUUAAGUUUAUUCACAUGCUGACAGAUUGUUUCGAUCUCUUUGUAGUUUUCUACUCAUCUAUUAAUGGAAGGGGGAGAGGCGAUGAGGGGCUCUGUUUUUUUCUCCAUUAGAUCUCUUAAAGAGGGAGGUUAAGUGAUAAUGGAUAGUUUCUCAUGUAUUCCCAUCUAUGGGCGAUUGAUUUUUAACAGUUGCAGAGAAUGUUACGUCUUUAUGGGCUAAGCUUUUUGGAAUUAUGUUUAAAUCGGAACCUAGAACUGCCAAACUUCCAAAGUGUUCUGGUUAGGGAUGAAUAUUCUUAAAAUUUUGGUGAUUAUGGAUCCACCAUUUUUUUAUGAAAUUGGAAGUUAACUGUUUAGUCAAAUUAAGGAGACCACUGCUCUGUGAGAAACGGAUUUGUUGAAGUCUUCGUCAGCCUUAGAUGCCGUAUUUCCUUCUGAGACUAUCAGUAGAUUGAUGGUGGAGUGUGAAGAGGUGGGUCAUCAAAUGUGUGGGUCAGAGGAAACCUUGUACUUCUGACAUUGAUGACCUUAUCUGAUGCCAAUAACUUGAAAAAUAAGAUUUUUGCUUAAAAUAGGGUUUGUAUUGGGAAAAAUUACAAAUCGUGUGCAGUACUGAAUGGUAGAGGCUCUAGGUCGUCUUCUUCGAGAAGAUAUUUUAAAGUAUUUUGAAUUGAGGACCUUACGACCGUGAUUAGGGCAGUACAUGUCAAGCUAUAAGUUGGAAUAUAAGAAUUAUAUAUGACUUCAGUUUUAAAAUGCUACAGGGGAAAUGUUUCCAAGGCCCUAUCUAUUUUUCUCAGUGACUGUUCUUCCCUUCAGAGUGGAAUAUCAUAUACCCACUAGAUGAGAUAGAUUUAUCCACACAAUGUUUUUUCUGCUUGUCUACGGGUAAUCUCUAAGGAAAGGAGCAAACGGAAGUUUCGGAGAUGACAUAAUUUUUAGAAGCUUCUGAUUGACUGUUUUUGAUUGUCAUCUUGGUAUAGGCAGCCAUGCUCUUAGGUUUUCACUCUAUUUAAAGGGAUUCUUUCAUUGCCUAUUAUUUAAUGAAGCUGACCAUCCCCCCACCCCCCCCCCCUUUCCCCCCCCAAAAAAAAAUGUAAAACGGGGAAGCUGAAGAGAAUAAUAUAAUGCAAGACGGGCAGAGAUUAGGUAGUCUGAUUUGGAGCAUCAUUCGGAAAAGAAAACUCAGUGAAAAAUCAGAAAGAUUGUGCUUUUUGCUCAUGAUUAUGCUUUCGAUAUACUUCUUAUGUUUUACGCGGUUGUUAUCUAAAUUAAAUAUUUGUACGCGACUACUGACACAUGUUUAUCUACUAUUUUCCAGUUACAGCCGAAAUGAUUUGUUAUGGGUCCUGUGUUCCUACUUUUCCCAAUGACUUUCUAUCAUAAAUUGAAACAGGGCGAAGUGUUGCAUUUCCUGGUCAUCCUCUGGGAUCUGGUCUGACUUCGGCUGCUGCACAGGUCAAAAUCUUAAAAAUGAUUCUUGAAUUUGAUUUCAAAUAGUGCGGAUGCUAAGGUCAUUUUUUGCUAUCAUGGAAGUGAACCUUUGUUCUGGAAAACACGUCGCUUUGUGGCAAGGGCUUUGCAGGUAUUAACUUGAAAGGAAACUUUACUCUUUUUUUUUCUCAGACAAUUUUUUCUCUUUGAACACCCCAGGAGCUGGGCCUAUUGGAAGGAACUCCCGUUGGAACUUCAUUAAUUGAUGCUCAUGCGGGUGGGGUUGGGGUACUAGAAAGUGUGCCUGCGUCCGAAACUCUGGCUAAUGGUUUGUUACGGCCUCUUUAUUAUCUUAAUAAUCAUUCUUCAGUGAUGCAGGAAACUUCGACGCUUACUUGGAAAAACGCUUUGUGUUUCAGCUGACGAUAGAGAAGCGAUAUGUCAUCGCAUGGUACUAGUUUGUGGGACAUCUACUUGCCAUAUGGCUGUCUCUUUGGAUAAAAUAUUUAUACCAGGUGUCUGGGGACCAUAUUGGUCAGGUAUUUGAUCCAACACUAAGGAUAUUUGUUUUUUCUGGCAACAUGGAACGUCGAUGGUGUAUUUUGACUGUUGCAUUACUGUAUGGAUCAUAAGUCACGAAUGUGAUUUCACUCUCUUACUAAUGCUGGCACAAUUUUAUGCAUCUAGCGAUGAUUCCUGAAUACUGGCUCACAGAAGGUGGUCAGAGCGCUACUGGUGCUCUGUUGGACCACAUUGUCGAGAAUCACCUUGCUUCUCCACUUCUUGCUAAUCAUGCUGCCUCCCAAGGUAAGCUAUUGCCUAUAAUUCGGAAGUGAGUGUUUCUUUGUUCAUUUUUUAAUGGCCAUUCUUUCUCAAGAAGAUUCAUCUCAUCUGAAAUCAUGCUUUCAUUCUUGGAAAGGUACUUCCAUAUACGACUUAUUGAACAAGAUAUUACACUCCAUGGCAAAGGAUCAAAAUGCUCUUUUUCUUUCCAUGCUUACUGAAGACAUCCACGUUCUCCCUGAUUUCCAUGGAAACAGGUGCAGCACACUUAUACAGCAUACGCUUGUAAUUUUAUCUGCAUUAUUUUAGUUCUUAAUGAUUCACUUGAUUUUACAAUGAUUUAGAGACUAUUCUCCCCUUUAAAAGGAGGGUAACGAAGCUUUAUCAGUUCUCUACGAAAAUUCUCACCAUCUUGAAUAGAUCUUCUCAUUCAGGUACCUUUAGAAUCAUUUUAGAUCUCUGACUAUUCACCGUUUCCUAGGAUAUCCUUCAUCCAUGUAAUGGAUCCCAGUAAAUUCUCAAUAAUAAGGCAUGCAGAUAAUAAACAAUUUUUGUGUGUUUGACUUUUAUUGCUUUUUUUUUUUCUAUAUAUUAUUGUUGAUGAGUUUAUUUUGUCAUAUUUACAUUCAAUAAAUAACGACUUUUUUCACCAAUCCAAUGGCUAUCAAUUCAGAUAUGAAAACACAUCAUCAUCGACAGUAGAGGCAUCAUGAGCCAAUUUGGAUUCAGUUAUGUCCAGGAGAUUUCGUCGCUUUUCUCAUUGAUUUCGAGCACUAUUUUUUCGCCUUUAAGAAGCCCACGUGAUUUUUGGAUUUUAAGCACCAUUUUUUAAGUUGAAAUUGUAGAAAUGGAUAUACUUGCACUGUUAUUCCGUUUUCAAUAAUUAUUCUGGAGCGAGACAAACUUAUUUUGCCCUCAAUGGAUCAGAUCACCCAUGGCAGACCCAAAAGCAAAAGGAAUGAUAUGCGGCUUGACACUCGAUACAAGUGAGAAACAUUUGGCUCUUCUUUAUCUUGCCACAGUGCAGGGAAUUGCGUAUGGUACACGUCAUAUUGUGGAGCAUUGUAAUUCUCAUGGGCACAAGGUAAUCCGUCUUGGCUGAUUUAUCUUGUACUGCUUAUGAUUCUGUGGAGAGAAUUUCCAUGUUACUUGCUUGUAUUUUUUUCUGCAUGGCUACCUACACCAGAGUCAUCCUCCACGUUUAGCUUAUAAUCAUGGCUGAUUGAUAAGUGCUUCUCAAACUUAACAAGGCCCUCCUUGCAUUACGCGUAGCUUCUUAGAGUUAAUGACGAUGUUCAAUGAUUGUGGGAUAUGAACCUGCAUUUACGAUUGGUCUUGGGAGGGACAGAAUCCAGCAGAAAAUAGUCUAAAUUAUUAUGAUAAUUAUCUUUUUCAUGCGGGGACUUUCACCUAAAGUUGAAAUGAAAAAUGUUCUUGAAAUCUUGCCCAGCAAGCAUCGAAUUAUUGUUUUCAUUAGUUCAUUCUCGUGUGAGCUAUUAUAUUCAUAUGGCUUUAAUAAAGUUUUCCUACAACCUCCAGAUUGACACACUCCUUGCAUGCGGCGGACUUGCCAAGAAUCCGUUGUACAUUCAAGAACACGCAGAUAUUAUUGGUAACUCUCUCUCUCUCUCUCUCUCUCUCUCUCUCUCUCUCUCUCUCUCUAUCUAUCUAUCCAUCUAUCUCUACAUAUAGUCUCCAUCGUACAUGUCAGGUCGCAUGGUGAUUGAUUAAAAGAGGACUAACACGUUUAAGACAGGUUGUCCUAUCAUUCUUCCAAGGGAGAACGAGUCGGUGCUCCUGGGUGCUGCCAUUCUAGGUGCCGUUGCUUCCAAGAGGUAUACAAGCCUGCACGAGGCAAUGCGAGGGCUGAAUGCGGCUGGCCAGGCAUGUAUCUUCUUCUCGUCUCAAUCACGGAGUUCCUGCUGUGCUGAAUCCAUCCUCCUGCUCUCUGGUCACUGCUCUCUCUCUUUCUUUCUUCGCCGGGAGAAAUCUCAUGGAUCAUACUACCCCUCAAAUCUCCGUCGGCAUCACUUCUGCGGGCCAUUCUUGACGAACUUGACCCUUUUUUUCUUCUUCUUCUUUCCUGAUAUGGGUGUUUUUUUAAAUCCACUUUAUUAUUUAAUUUUUUUUCAAAAAAUCAGUUCGUAAUCUUCGCAGCUAACCUUCGGACUGAUUUCGUGGGAGCUCUUUGCAGGUUGUUCAUCCAUCCACAGAUGCAAGAGUGAAGAAGUAUCACGAUGCCAAGUACCAGAUCUUCCGAUCUCUUUAUGAGCAGCAGCGUUCUUACCGAUCCAUCAUGAAGCAGGUAGUGGAGUGA
Molecule: messenger RNA, 6612 nt
Organism: Spirodela intermedia
Lineage: Eukaryota; Viridiplantae; Streptophyta; Magnoliopsida; Alismatales; Araceae
Source: the annotation of a GenBank genome assembly